Messenger RNA from Arabidopsis lyrata subsp. lyrata, 420 nucleotides. Its product is annotated as cytochrome P450 72C1-like. Lineage: Eukaryota; Viridiplantae; Streptophyta; Magnoliopsida; Brassicales; Brassicaceae. The coding region runs from base 1 to 420 and encodes 139 amino acids. The transcript has a single exon. Gene Ontology annotation, molecular function: oxidoreductase activity, acting on paired donors, with incorporation or reduction of molecular oxygen; iron ion binding; monooxygenase activity. The record is from RefSeq and is a predicted model, not a curated record.
AUGAUCCUCCAUGAAGUUCUAAGGCUCUAUUCACCAGCUUACUUCACAUGUCGGAUAACUAAACAAGAAGUGAAGUUAGAGAGAUUCUCUUUACCCGAAGGAGUUGUGGUCACAAUACCAAUGCUCUUGGUGCACCAUGAUCCUGACCUUUGGGGAGACGAUGUGAAACAGUUUAAGCCCGAGAGAUUCGUUAAUGGCGUGGCGGGUGCAACCAAAGGAAGACUCUCCUUCUUGCCAUUUAGCUCGGGCCCUCGGACUUGUAUCGGUCAAAACUUUUCCAUGUUGCAAGCUAAACUCUUCUUGGCAAUGGUACUUCAAAGGUUCAGUGUAGAGCUCUCUCCAUCGUAUACUCAUGCUCCUUUCCCAGCUGCAACUACAUUUCCACAACAUGGAGCUCAUUUGAUCAUCCGAAAAGUUUAG